Molecule: messenger RNA, 3117 nt
Organism: Dama dama (fallow deer)
Lineage: Eukaryota; Metazoa; Chordata; Mammalia; Artiodactyla; Cervidae
Gene: SH2D4A
Product: SH2 domain containing 4A
Exons: 11
Coding region: 475-1812 (445 amino acids)
Cellular component (GO): cytoplasm
Molecular function (GO): phosphatase binding
Source: RefSeq, a predicted model, not a curated record
UCCCCGCGCGCAGUUCACCGCCUGCCUUCACCCUCUUGCCUUCUCCCCUUCUCCGCACUUCUUUCAUUUUCUCUGCCCCCCAGAGCGACCGUCUCCAGUCUCCAUCUUCGCAGCCUUUCUCCUCCGGGUCCUGGCCUCCUACGAAGCCACACCCUUGCGGACCAGCGCCCUGGAGGAGUUUGAUAAUUGACUUAAGGUCAACAAAAGAAAAAAGUGAGCUUGGAGACGCUGGAGCACAGGCUCGUCCGGCGGAGCUGAGAAGGGCUCCCGGCCCCGGGCCCCACCUGCCGGGACGCCCGGCCGGACCCCUGCCCGGCCCGCGGGGCGCACGGAGGGACGCGCCGGUGGCCGCAGGUUCAUGAGUGGCGUUUUGGACAGGGAGCCUGGUGUGGGAGCCCAGAGCCAGUUUGCUGAACUGCCGUUGUCCCAGCCCCACGAGUGUCCGGGAAGGUGUAAGACUCCAGCCCCGCAAAGAUGCUGAAACAGAUCCUGUCGGAGAUGUACAUAGAUCCUGAUCUGCUGGCAGAGCUGAACGAGGAACAGAAACAGAUCCUGUUCUUCAAGAUGAGGGAGGAGCAGAUCCGCCGCUGGAAAGAAAGAGAAGCAGCGAUGGAAAAACAGGAGUCCUUGCCAGUGAAACCCAGACCAAAGAAAGACAACAGCAAAUCCGUUCACUGGAAACUGGGAGCCGACAAGGAGGUCUGGGUCUGGGUGAUGGGCGAACACCACCUGGACAAACCCUACGAUGUGAUCUGUGAUGAGAUCCUUGCGGAGAGGGCGAGGCUGAAGGCCGAGCGGGAGACGGCGGAGCUCAGAAAAGCUCAGCCCGGAGAGCUCAGCAGCAGCUCGAAACCAAAGCCGCCGUCCUCCGAGGGGCGGGCGCCCGGGAACGUGGGGGAGAAGGCGGCGGAGACGGGGACGCCAGGCCGAGGCUGCGGGCAGGCUGCGCCCCUCGCAGAGCAGAAAGCGCCUCUGUCCUCCAGCUCCUCAAGAAAUAUUCACCAAAUGUUGGCAGAUUCUGUCAGUCGUAUAAAGGAAUUCGGAUUUCACCAGAAGAAAGAAUCAGUGAAGAAAACACAAGAUGAAGAAAUAAAACAAAUAGAUGAAGAGAGAACCAAGCAGAUUUAUAAAAACUGGAAAGAAGAUUCAGAGUGGCAGGCCUCUUUGCGAAAAUCCAAAGCUGCUGAUGAGAAGCGGCGCUCCCUGGCCAAGCAGGCCCGGGAGGACUACAAGCGGCUGUCGCAGAGGGGGAGGAGCGGCAAGGGACAGCAGGGCCCCCCGGGCGGCCCCCAGAAACCCAGGAGGCCCCCGCUCCCGCCCAAGCCUCAGUUCCUGAGCCCAGCAGGACAGCCACACACACCUCUCAGGAAUGAGAGAGUGACGAGGCCGGCGUCCAGCCCAGCCCAGGAGGACAUCAGGCGCUGGUUCCGGGAGGAGCAGCUUCCUCUGCGGGCCGGCUACCUGGCGGACUCGGACAGCAUCGCCCCCUGGUUCCACGGAAUCCUCACGGUAAACAGAGCGAACGAGCUUCUGAGCACCUGCGUGCCGGGCAGCUUUCUGAUCCGGGUCAACGAGAAGAUCAAGGGCUACGCCCUGUCCUACCAGUCCGAGGACGGCUGCAGACAUUUCCUCAUAGAUGCCUCCUCGGACUCAUACGGCUUCCUGGGCGUGGACCAGCAGCAGCACGCCAGCCUGGCCGAGCUGGUGGAGUACCAUAAGGAGGAGCCCAUCACCUCCCUGGGGAAGGAGCGCCUUCUGUACCCCUGCGGUCAGCAGCAAGAGCCGCCCGACUACCUGGAGCUGUUUGAGUGAUAGCCCUGCAGCCAGCAGACCCCGCGGCCGUGGACACAUGUGAGAAGCCACCGCAAACUGACCCCAACCAAGUGAAAGGACCCUUGAGGUUCCCUAAAGAUCGCUGCACGCAGGUUGGGGUUUCACGCCAGGAGGGAAUCGCCUCCUCCACGUUGUACAUGCCCCAGCAGUAAAGGGAGACGAACCCACACUUCCACAGCUCCUAACGUGAAGGCUGCGACACUCACGACGUGUGAAACAAACCAAGAAACUGGCACCUUGUAGGAAUUAAGCGCGAGCGAAAUAGCUUUGGUCGUGUCUGACUCUUUGUGACCCCAUGGGCUGUAGCCCACCAGGCUCCUCUGUCCAUGGGAUUCUCCAGGCGAGAAUACUGGAGUGGGUUGCCAUGCCCUCCUCCAGGGGAUCUUCCCCACCCAGGGAGCGAACCCGCAUCUCUUACAUCUUCGGCCUCAGCAGGCACGUUCUUUGCCACUAGCGCCACCUGGGAAGCUCAUCGGAAUCAAGGGACACCUCAAAGCCAGCCUCUCCCGCGGCCUCACGGGAAGAUCUCAGGCUCCAGGGUGUAAGACACAGGGAACAUGAGUUGGAGGUGGGGUGAGCUGAAUGGGGAGUUUGAAGGUGUCGGAAGAGGGGCUUCACAUGCACAGAAAUACCCUGGACGAGGGCAGGAGGCAGGGGACCGAUGUGAGUGGUUUCCCAGCUCUGGGGGAGUGGGCAGGGCUCCAGCCAGGACCACACCAAGAAGGAGAAGCCCCGCGCGUGACUGCUGUUGGCAGAUGGACCAGGGCAUUUGGGGGAUCGCCUUGGACACCAUGUGUCCUGGGAUGAGACACCCCACCCCGCACCUGAACCUGACCUUAUUUGGAAACAGGGUCUUUGAGGCUGAGGUCAGACCAGAUGAGGGGGCGCCCAAAGCCGACAGCUGGCAUUCUGACAAGGAGAGAGGGCUCUGGAAGCGGAGACACGCCGAGGCAGAGCCCCGAGUGAGAAGCUCGGGGACACGGGGGCCAGCAGGUUGGCUGGAGCCCCUCCUCCCCAGGACCCCGGGGACACCUCAGCUUCAGACUUCCAGCCUCCAGGACUAUGACGGAAUAAAUGUCCUUUUUCUUAGACCACUGAGUUUAUGGUAAUUUAUUACGGGAGAGCCCCAGGAAGCGAAUGCAGACAUUUACGUCGUCACAGAUGCUGAGGGGCACGGUGUACCCGUGGUCACUGUUCAGCCUGCCCGCCUCCUAACGAAGGGAAAGGGGGAGAUAACCUCCCCUGGCGAUUCUGGCAGAUGUACUGAGUCAGGAGUCUCCUGCC